This is a messenger RNA of Coregonus sp. 'balchen', 3924 nucleotides long. The record is from the annotation of a GenBank genome assembly. Lineage: Eukaryota; Metazoa; Chordata; Actinopteri; Salmoniformes; Salmonidae.
AUGAGCGUCGUGUCCCUUCUGGUUGGGCUGCUGUUCAACGGGUUGCUGAUUUACGCGGCGCCUCUUGCACCUGUAAAUAGCAUUCACCUGCCAAGCAUAGGUACGUUGUUUAUAUGCGUUGAUUGCACCCAUGAAUGAUUUUGUAAGCUGAUUAUUGAGCUGUCAACCAUUUUUGCAAAUAAAUUGUAAGCGCAUGCUGGUAUUUGCCAUUUAUAUUCUAUUCUAUGUUUGUACAGUUUUUCUCAAUGGUGUACAGCAUUUUUUAAAAACAAUAUUGUGGAUUUUCACAACUCUGUGGCCUUUUGCAAACAGUAAAUGCGUUUUCAAAAUGUGGUCAAAAUUGCAAAUACAUUAACAAAAGAACAUGACUGCCUGCAAAAAGAUUAAGGCAAUGAUAGGCUAAACAGACAAAACAGAAAGUUAGUCUGUUAAAAAAAAAAUCCCAGUAGAUCAACACAUUUUAUUUAUGGUCACUAAAUCAUGAUAAUCAAAAUCGGAAGGACAACUAACCAAAUGUGCAGAAUUAUGGGUAAUUACAAAAAAUGUAAGCAUAUCUUACCAAACAAUUUCAUAUUCAUCAAAUCAAAUAGACAGUGUGCAGGAUUCAUUAAUCAGUGUCAUCACAAUCCAAUUCCAUGCAUUCAAUACAAAGGCUGGUUUGCUUAUAGUUUUGUAGAAACACAAUCCACAAUAGAAAUAAGGAAAUGUUGAUACAAUGGAGAAACAACUGAUUUGAAUGUAUAGGCCUCAAUCCACACACAAGCAAAGUUCUGUAAUGGAAGGUCGCAAUGUUGAAGACAAUGACUUAGAAGUAACCCAACUUCAUUCUCUAAAUCUCUGCCUGUCCACAAUAUUGUAAAACAUCCUAACACAAUUAGACAGUCCCCAUUGUCUAGAUCUAUCCAUGUAUUUUACAUGGUGUGACACUGAUAGUGUGAUUUAAAAUUCUGUGUAGUAGUAUUUAUUGAUUACCGGAAACAGUGAACACAAUUGCACAGAUUUCUCUUCUGAUGAAAACAAUUUGUUACUAUUCUGUGAAGUUUUGCAAAAGGUGGUAUACACAGGGGCCAGUUAAUUAGGUACACCACCCCAUUCACGAAAAUGACGAAAAAGUCACGUGGUCGUGGCUUGCUAUACGUACAGUGGGGAAAACAAGUAUUUGAUACACUGCCGAUUUUGCAGGUUUUCCUACUUACAAAGCAUGUAGAGGUCUGUAAUUUUUAUCAUAGGUACACUUCAACUGUGAGAGACUGAAUCUAAAACAAAAAUCCAGAAAAUCACAUUGUAUGAUUUUUAAGUAAUUAAUUUGCAUUUUAUUGCAUGACAUAAGUAUUUGAUCACCUACCAACCAGUAAGAAUUCCGGCUCUCACAGACCUGUUAGUUUUUCUUUAAGAAGCCCUCCUGUUCUCCACUCAUUACCUGUAUUAACUGCAUCUGUUUGAACUCGUUACCUGUAUAAAAGACACCUGUCCACACACUCAAUCAAACAGACUCCAACCUCUCCACAAUGGCCAAGACCAGAGAGCUGUAUAAGGACAUCAGGGAUAAAAUUGUAGACCUGCACAAGGCUGGGAUGGGCUACAGGACAAUAGGCAAGCAGCUUGGUGAGAAGGCAACAACUGUUGGCGCAAUUAUUAGAAAAUGGAAGAAGUUCAAGAUGACGGUCAAUCACCCUCGGUCUGGGGCUCCAUGCAAGAUCUCACCUCGUGGGGCAUCAAUGAUUAUGAGGAAGGUGAGGGAUCAGCCCAGAACUACACGGCAGGACCUGGUCAAUGACCUGAAGAGAGCUGGGAACACAGUAUCAAAGAAAACCAUUAGUAACACACUACGCCGUCAUGGAUUAAAAUCCUGCAGCGCACGCAAGGUUCCCCUGCUCAAGCCAGCGCAUGUCCAGGCCCAUCUGAAGUUUGCCAAUGACCAUCUGGAUGAUCCAGAGGAGGAAUGGGAGAAGGUCAUGUGGUCUGAUGAGACAAAAAUAGAGCUUUUUGGUCUAAACUCCACUCGCCGUGUUUGGAGGAAGAAGAAGGAUGAGUACAACCCCAAGAACACCAUCCCAACCGUGAAGCAUGGAGGUGGAAACAUCAUUCUUUGGGGAUGCUUUUCUGCAAAGGGGACAGGACGACUGCACCGUAUUGAGGGAAGGAUGGAUGGGGCCAUGUAUCGCGAGAUCUUGGCCAACAACCUCCUUCCCUCAGUAAGAGCAUUGAAGAUGGGUCGUGGCUGGGUCUUCCAGCAUGACAACGACCCGAAACACACAGCCAGGGCAACUAAGGAGUGGCUCCGUAAGAAGCAUCUCAAGGUCCUGGAGUGGCCUAGCCAGUCUCCAGACCUGAACCCAAUAGAAAAUCUUUGGAGGGAGCUGAAAGUCCGUAUUGCCCAGCGACAGCCCCGAAACCUGAAGGAUCUGGAGAAGGUCUGUAUGGAGGAGUGGGCCAAAAUCCCUGCUGCAGUGUGUGCAAACCUGGUCAAGACCUACAGGAAACGUAUGAUCUCUGUAAUUGCAAACAAAGGUUUCUGUACCAAGUAUUAAGUUCUGCUUUUCUGAUGUAUCAAAUACUUAUGUCAUGCAAUAAAAUGCAAAUUAAUUACUUUAAAAUCAUACAAUGUGAUUUUCUGGAUUUUUUGAAUUACAGACCUCUACAUGCUUUGUAAGUAGGAAAACCUGCAAAAUCGGCAGUGUAUCAAAUACUUGUUCUCCCCACUGUAUAUAGCAGGCAGACAGGCAUCGAGGCAUUCAGGUACUGUUAGAUUGAACAUUAGAAUGGGCAAAACGAGUGACCUAAGAGACUUUGACCGUGGCAUGAUCGUCGGUGCCAGGCAUGCCGGUUCCAGUAUCACAGAAACCGCCGGCCUCCUGGACUUUUCAUGUACGACAGAGUCUAGGGUGAAACAAGUGGCCCACAGCCAGAGUUUAUGAUCUGGACAAGGUUUGUAGCUUUAUCUGGUAUGAAAAACUAAACGAAACAAGUGCCCCCACAGCCGGAGUUUAUGAUUUGGACAGGGUUUGGAGCUUUAUAUGGUAUGGAAAUCAAUAUGUGGUGUUAAUGUGGAUUUGUUUUCCUGUUUCAUAUACCACAAAAUUGGAGAAGUACACUGUGCACCAUUUGAGAGGUUAAACAAUUAACAAAAACAUAUUGCUUCCUCCUUCCUGUCAUUGGAUAACUAACAAUGAUUUUGUCACUGAUGGAAUUGUUGUAAAAUAAGCAACAAAUCUGUGAUUUACUCAGUGAAGCAUGAACAAUGUCUGUAUAGUGUAUCGUCUUGAAUCGGCUCUAGGCUGUCUCAACCCGAAAUGCAAUAAGUAAUUUGCACAGCAGCCAAAUAGGCCUUAAAUCCUUCUGCUGAUAUGAAAACAGUGCUAUAAAGUCAUUAUGCCAACGUGCAACCAGUGGGGAUGACUCAGCAUCAGAUAGGUGUGCAUAUGAAUAGAGUAAAGAGCAAUGCAUAGCAAAGGCUACUAAAAAUUUACUAAAUGCUAUGCUAAGGCCUGAAAAUAUGAAUCAUACACAACACGAAAGGACUUGUACUGCAUGUGUAUGGUGCUAAGCUAGUUCAUUUCACAAAUCUUCAGUUAAUCGGUUAAGCCUGACAUUUUAUUGGCAUGUAUAAUGCCUGGUAAGCAUAAUUAAGAUGCUUUGGUGAAAGGCCCUGCCACUGCACCUAGAUUCAAAUGUGAUUACAGGGAUUUAGGGGUAAUAUAUGAGCAGAUCUUUGUUUUAUUUAAUUAAUUCUGCCCUGGGCUCUCUCUAAUAAGUUAUUAGAAUGAGCUUAUUCCUCUCUUUAGAGACAGUCCUCCACAUGUCCCAUCAGGGGAGCUAUCCACGGACGUGGUGAUCCAAGUCAUCAGCAACAUGACUCAAACCAUCAGGGAGUUCCUCCUAGACAUGCCGUUGUACCCCGCCCUCGGGAACCGCGACUAUUGA